This is a messenger RNA of Letharia lupina, 501 nucleotides long. RefSeq lists its product as uncharacterized. The record is from RefSeq and is a predicted model, not a curated record. NCBI's taxonomy places the organism in Eukaryota, Fungi, Ascomycota, Lecanoromycetes, Lecanorales, Parmeliaceae. Bases 1 to 501 code for a protein of 166 amino acids. The transcript has 2 exons.
AUGUCCAUCUCACAACAUCCGCAAGAGGGAUGGUUCGAAAAUUCCCCAACUCCCAACUCUCCAAACGAGACGCAACGUGCCCGCCAACGGAUACCUAACCCCCCUACACCGUCAAUCCGCGCACAUACGAAAUCCCCCACAGCCGUCCAAACCCCGAUCAAUCCGGCCUCCGAAUCCGCCCUCCCAGCCUUUGCCACCCUCCACGUCGAGAAUGGAUACUUCGAGCGUGUCAAAGGGAGGGCGGGGGAAUCUCAUCGUCCGCGCUCGCUCAACCGGCGAUCCAAGAAAGCAAGAGAGAGACCAGGCUCCCAAGCAGCCGACUUCGCGUCUCUGGAUACUCAGUUGUGGAACGACGCGGUGGGCAAAGACAUCCGGACCGCUCAGGCCACAGUUAACGAGACGCGAGGGGACGAACGCUCCAACCCGACACGCAUGUAUGUAAAGCAGAGGAAGGACAUUGCCGACGACCAUCCGGCCCAGUCCGGAAUUGCCGUGAGAUGA